Messenger RNA from Nanorana parkeri, 1489 nucleotides. RefSeq names its product diphthamide biosynthesis 7 (gene DPH7). The record is from RefSeq and is a predicted model, not a curated record. Lineage: Eukaryota; Metazoa; Chordata; Amphibia; Anura; Dicroglossidae. Gene Ontology annotation, molecular function: protein binding. The transcript is spliced from 10 exons. Bases 63 to 1415 code for a protein of 450 amino acids.
CCCGGAAGUAGAUGUAUUGCUGGCAGUGCUGCAUGCAGGGGAGGUAAUGUCCACGGACAGACAUGGCGGUGAGCAGCAAGACUCAGACAUUACAGAUCACAGAUACAGAGUACAGUGCGGAUGCUGUGGAAUGGUGUCCUGUGGAUGACUGGAACACGGUCCUGGCCUGUGGCACAUAUCAGUUGAAGAAGCCAGAUGGCAACCACGGCGAGGAGAAAAGCGACGAUCCUCAUAUGCGGCUGGGCCGCCUCUACCUCUAUACCUAUGAUCCCCACCAGCUUUUUUCACCCGUAACAGAGCUGCAGAGGAUUGAAACAGCCGCCAUACUGGACAUGAAAUGGUGCCACAUUCCCCUCUCAGAUCAUCCUGUGUUGGGUAUUGCUAAUGCAAAGGGGGCACUAGAGCUUUAUAAACUACAAAGCAGAGGGGAAAGUUGCCAGGUGGAGCUUGUGCACAGCAUGGAUGUGGGUGACGACUGCUUGGCUCUGUCCCUCGACUGGUCCACAGGAAGAAGAGAAAAUAACUCUCCCAUAAAGAUCAUUUGCAGCGACUCAAAGGGGCGACUCAGUUUGGUGCAUGUAGGGGAAUCUUCACCGUCCCUGGACAUCCAGUGUCAGUGGGGAGCCCAUGGGUUUGAAGCCUGGAUCGCUGCAUUCAACUACUGGAAUUCCAGUACGGUGUUCUCAGGUGGAGAUGAUUGUUUACUGCGAGGAUGGGAUACAAGAUCUACACCGGACCACCCAAUAUUUACCAGCAAACGGCAUUCAAUGGGAGUGUGCAGCAUUCAGAGUCACCCUCUUCGGGAGAAUAUUCUGGCGACAGGAAGUUAUGAUGAACAUGUUCUGAUCUGGGACUUGCGGCAGAUGAGACAGCCUGUAUCUGAUACUCAUGUUCAGGGUGGUGUCUGGAGGCUGAAAUGGCACCCAACAGAGAGCGCCCUCCUGCUGGCCGCCUGUAUGCAUAGCGGCUUCCACAUCCUGGACAAUGCAUCUGAUGGCUGCCCUAUCGUCUCCUCAUAUGUUCUUCACAACUCCUUGGCCUAUGGAGCCGAUUGGUCCACACUGUCUCCAUCAUGCAACUCACCAACCAAUCCUGAGCCAGCUUCCCUGCCAGCCAAUAAGCCAGAUGGCAUAGGCUCAGAUGGGGCUGCACCAAACCUUGACCAACCCAUGCAGAAUCUGAAAAUCUUCUACGAGUCACCCACUGCUAGCUUUGACGUGAUUCUUGAGGAUGAGCAUGGUGAAUACUUGCCUGAAACUGACCCUGUAAAGAAGGAUUUAGACAACAAGGCUCUAUCGGAAAAUUCUGCUGAAUACGGAUCAGCAAACACCAGCCUAGUGGCCACCUGCUCCUUUUAUGACCAUGUCAUGCAUGUGUGGAGGUGGCAGUGGCAGAUGACACAGUCUGGAGAGUGAUACCAUCACUUUUGGCCUCACCUGGGUUUACCAAUCUGUCCUACCUCUUAUUCUGCUUCUCCCAAAUGCCUUAG